This is a messenger RNA of Gadus macrocephalus (Pacific cod), 656 nucleotides long. RefSeq names its product dynein, light chain, LC8-type 1 (gene dynll1). The transcript is spliced from 3 exons. The record is from RefSeq and is a predicted model, not a curated record. Gene Ontology annotation, cellular component: cytoplasmic dynein complex. Bases 165 to 434 code for a protein of 89 amino acids. Lineage: Eukaryota; Metazoa; Chordata; Actinopteri; Gadiformes; Gadidae. Gene Ontology annotation, biological process: microtubule-based process; cilium assembly. Gene Ontology annotation, molecular function: dynein intermediate chain binding; dynein light intermediate chain binding.
AGAAUUAGCUUGUAGCUUACUCGCAACCAAUCGGACGAGGUCGAGAAAUCAUUCUCUGGCAGUUACACACCCACGUUAAUUUCGUGUCAACCACUUCGCGGGAGUUGCUGUAAGAGAAAUCGUUUCUUCAAAGUAGAAAAACAUCUACGUAAAACUAGGCAACUAUGUCUGACAGAAAAGCAGUGAUCAAAAAUGCCGACAUGUCUGAGGAGAUGCAGCAGGACGCUGUUGAAUGUGCCACCCAGGCCCUUGAGAAGUAUAACAUCGAGAAAGACAUCGCUGCAUACAUAAAAAAGGAGUUCGACAAGAAGUUCAACCCCACUUGGCAUUGCAUUGUUGGCAGGAAUUUUGGCAGCUACGUGACGCAUGAAACAAAGCAUUUUAUCUACUUCUACUUGGGUCAGGUCGCAAUACUCCUGUUCAAAUCUGGUUGAAGAAAGAAGUCCGGUAUGACCAAUAAAACGGACUAAUUUUACAGCAAGGCUCUCAUCAUUCCUGAUCAACGGGCUCCGCCUUUUUCUGUGCUGCUUUCUACUGUUGUGGAGGGGUGUGGGGGUUGCAAUGUAAUAAACGCUAAAUACGUGUAUUUAUUUUUGUCAUGUUACAUUUGACAUUUCAGUUUUUUAAAUUAAAGCAUACCCGUUUGCCUCUUUCAA